Molecule: messenger RNA, 765 nt
Organism: Dalotia coriaria
Lineage: Eukaryota; Metazoa; Arthropoda; Insecta; Coleoptera; Staphylinidae
Product: GS homeobox 1-like
Exons: 2
Coding region: 43-765 (240 amino acids)
Biological process (GO): regulation of transcription by RNA polymerase II
Cellular component (GO): nucleus
Molecular function (GO): DNA-binding transcription factor activity, RNA polymerase II-specific; RNA polymerase II cis-regulatory region sequence-specific DNA binding
Source: RefSeq, a predicted model, not a curated record
CAUAGAAAUCAUACAAGAGUGAAAAUUGUGUUGUGUUAAACAAUGAACAUGUCGCGUUCGUUCUUCGUCGAUUCAUUGAUCAACAAUCCGCCUAAGGAAUACAUCAUGCCAUCACCUCUGGGUGAUCCACGACCAAUGUUGCCAUAUCCCCCGAGUUACAUCAGUUCUUAUUUGUUUUCCUUGAGUUUGGCUCAACAACAAGCUCAAGCGCAUCAAUUUGGAGGAAUGUUGAAACAACCCAUCCGACCAGUGCCUUCACUACCCAACUUACCAAUGAUGCCUUCACAAGCAGCACCUCAACAUACAAGAAACUUCAACUCGUUGAAACGCCCAGCUUCGGAAUCUACUCCAACACCACCAUCACCUCCGCCUUCUAAAACAUCAUCAACGGCUGAUGAUAAAGAUUCUUCUAAAAGAAUCCGCACUGCGUUUACCUCUAAACAACUCCUGGAGUUGGAAAGAGAGUUUUCUGCGAAUAUGUACUUGUCUCGUCUCCGACGGAUCGAAAUCGCUACGUGUUUGCGACUUUCGGAAAAGCAAGUGAAGAUUUGGUUCCAGAACCGUCGCGUCAAGUACAAGAAAGAGGAUCUCCCGGCUGCAAAUGGAAGCAGUGGUCAGUCGCCGAAUAAGUGUUGUUGUUUGAGGACGUGUUCCUCGUCCAGGAAGCCGAAAAAUAGUACUUCGUCUUCUUGUGAUGGAGACGAAGAUCAUAUUGAUGUCACCAAUCUGGAUGAUCAUGAACACAACGAAAAUAAUGUUUUUUAA